Dromaius novaehollandiae (emu) is the source of this 2140-nucleotide messenger RNA. It is a transcript of the gene CDKL3, whose product is annotated as cyclin dependent kinase like 3. NCBI's taxonomy places the organism in Eukaryota, Metazoa, Chordata, Aves, Casuariiformes, Dromaiidae. Bases 791 to 2017 code for a protein of 408 amino acids. Gene Ontology annotation, cellular component: nucleus; cytoplasm. Gene Ontology annotation, biological process: protein phosphorylation; intracellular signal transduction. The transcript has 13 exons. The record is from RefSeq and is a predicted model, not a curated record. Gene Ontology annotation, molecular function: ATP binding; protein serine/threonine kinase activity.
AUGGCAGCGGGGCCCGGCGGCGGCAGGUCGCGGGCGGGCGGCGGUUGGGGGGUGCCCGCAGGCGGGGGCGGGGCUCCGCGCGGCCCUCGCGCCCCUGGACCGGGUCAGGCCGCUCCUCGCCCCUGCGAGGCGGCCCCCGCAGCACCGGCGGGGGAAGAGCGGCACCGGGGCCGAGCUCCCGCCUCGCCUCCUUUCUGUAGCGGCUUAGCAGGGCCCGCGGGGAGCCGUUGCGGCCGUUGCGGCCGUUGGGCGCGCGGAGCGGGCCGGGGGCCCCCGGCGGCUUCCCCGCGCGCCGGUCGGCGCCCGCGGGCGUUUUCAAGCCUCUGCGUCUUGCUCUGCCUCCCAAGAUCGCUGCAGCCGUGUAGUAACGCCAGCACCCCGUCCUUCGUCGUGCCCGUGUGCUCUAGAGGAUGCGGGGUUGGGUUAGUUAGCUUGUAUUCCGCUGCUUUAACCCGCCUUUACUUAGAGCCGGGGUCUGUAGACACCUCUAGGAGCGUGCGUGAGAGUCAAGCAAUUUCAUCAUGAGAAUAUGGUCAACCUGACUGACGUAUUUAGGCAGAAAAAAAGAAUUCACUUGGUGUUUGAAUUUGUUGAUCAUACAAUUUUAGAUGAGCUCCAGCAUUAUUGCCCUGGAUUGGAUAACAAAAAGCUUAAAAAAUACCUCUUCCAGAUACUAUGAGCAAUUGAGUAUCUCCACAACAUUAAUGUCAUACAUCGUGAUAUCAAACCUGAGAAUAUUUUGGUAUCACAAAGUGGAAUUACUAAACUCUGUGAUUUUGGUUUUGCUCAGAUGUUAUCUACCCCUGGUGAUGUUUAUACAGAUUAUGUGGCUAUGCGAUGGUACAGGGCCCCUGAACUGGUUUUAAAAGACCGGACAUAUGGAAAACCUGUUGACAUCUGGGCUCUAGGUUGCAUAAUGAUUGAGAUGGCGACUGGAAAUCCCUAUUUACGCAGCAGUUCUGACCUAGAUUUACUUCAUAAAAUUGUAACUAAAGUAGGUAGUUUGACACCUCAUCUUCAGAGUAUUUUUAUAAGAAGUCCAGUUUUUUCAGGGAUGGUACUUCCUGAAGUCCAGCAUCCUAAAAAUGCAAGGAAAAAGUAUCCCCAGCUCACUGCCUUGCUGUGGCGGAUAUGGUUCAUAUUCUUACCAGAACUGAAAGCCAAAUUCUUACAAGAAGCAAAAUUAAAUUCUCUUUUAAAACUCAGAGGGAAUAACAAAGAUGUAGGACCACUAAAAGGUGAAAAGAGAAGUGCUCAUAUUAAUGCCUGUCUGAAUGGCCCAGUAUUUAGGAAGGAUCUCAGAAAGGACAAAAAAUCAAGGAAUCUAAAAGUAGAAGUUGCCCAAGUGAAAGGUAGGAAAAAAGCGAUCCCAGAGAUGGAAAAAAUUAAUCAGGAAGACACAGUUAUUCAGCGGGCUGUUUUCUCACGGCUUGGUUUUCCUGAAGAGGCAAACCCUAACCUCCCUGACGUGACUGCCUCCGUAAUGGCUAGCAGUGAGCUCCUGACCAUGACGGAGAAUCCUCUGUCGACGGCAAUUUGUUCAGCAAUGCCACCCAUCAAUCCAGCCAGCGGGAACCUUACUGCUGCAAACUUCAGUUCACACUUUCAAAUUUCUAAUACAAGGGCAUCUGAAAAAACAAAGGAAAUAAGUCCUUGGCAAUCAGUGGGACAGAUGGGAACCAGCACCAAACAGGAGGAAGAGUCUGUGCUUCAGAUCAGGUCGGAAAAGGUUGCAGCAUAUGAACAAACUGCUCAAAUUGAUCAAACAGUCAGUGUAAACCAAAAGAAAUGUGGUAUUUCAAAAUCUGAGAAAAAAGACAUCCGCUUCCUGGAGCUGCUAAUAACACCACAACAAAAGGAGCUGAAAGCAGUGGAAGACAAAUAUAUUCUCUGGAGGAAGAAAUUUACAUUAAAGAUGAUCACCCACUGUGUUAUGAAUAUGUUAAGAUUGAUGACAAUAUAUAGGAGGAUUUUCUUUGCUUCCUCCCACCCUGUCCAUACAAAUUGGGUUUAUUAAACCUAAACAUAAGAAUAUUGGGGAUCAUUCAGUUUUGCUGUCUGGCCUGUGAUUUGCUGCCAACACGUUAUGCUCGUGCUGUUGGAGGUUUAAUAAAGUGUUGACUGACUUAUACUAACUGUA